CGCCGAAGUCACUCAAACGCUUUGAAUUUUCCACAUGCAACGUCGAAGAUGAAAGCUGCAACAAAAAUUGUCAAAACUGGUGAAAAGUCACAGAACGGAUCACUAAUCAAAGCUUCACUGAACAAAGCAUUAAGUGCAGAAGCAGAAUGGGACGACAAAGAUGAAUUUUUAGAUGUUAUAUACUGGAUGAGACAGAUUUUAGGAUUAAUUCUAGGAAUUGUAUGGGGGCUGAUACCUCUGAAAGGAAUUAUCGGUCUGGUUCUAUUUUUGGCAGUAAAUGUUGGAAUAGUGUACUUUUACUAUAACAGUUUCCAGAAGAUAGAUGAUGAAGAGUAUGGCGGGCCAUCAGAAAUAUUAAAAGAAGGAUUAAUGACAUCAUUUUCAACUUUUGUAGUAGCAUGGAUCUUAUUAUAUUCAGCUCUUUACACAGAUUUAUAACACAUGCUGAUUUUAACGAACAGACCAUCAUUGUCGUUUACCAAAUCAUUAUCAUCAGUGACAAGAAAAUACAGAAUUUGAUAUUGUUGAAAAAUGUAUAUAUUGUCAGCAAUAAUUAUUUAUAUGAUAAGUUACAAAGGUGCAAAUGUAAGCCAAAACAAUUCUGUGUAGGACAAAGUCAUGUAUAGUAUGAAUAUUACAGUUUUUUUUAUAAAAUACUAAAUUAAGAAGUUCACCAUUUUACUUAUGUUGGAAUAUAAGCACAAAAUUCUAAAAUUGAAUCUGUGAUUAUACGACUGCAUAAAUAUUUGUUGGUCGUAUAUUGGUAUCACAUCAUCAUUGUCAGCCUCGUCCUAAGACGGAUGAUUUCCGGAUAAUAACUUUAGUAUUAGUAAAUAGAAAUCAAUUAAUUUUGACACAAGGUUUAUAACCCCUAAAGGAAGGUUGGGAUUGAUUUUGGAGGUUUUGUGGCCAAGAGUUUAGGAAUUAGGGUCAACAAGGGGCACAAAUAAGUAUUUUCUAGGUUUUCGCACAGUAUAAGUAAAUAGAAAUGUAUGAAAUUUAAACACAAGGUUUAUGACUACUAAAAGAAGGUUGGGGUUCAUUUUGGGAGUUUUGGUCCGAACAGUUUAGGAAGAAGACGCCAAAAGGGGGUCAAAAUUGAACUUUGUUUGAUUUCAUAAAAAAUUGAGCUAUUGGGGUUCUUUGAUGUGCCGAAUCUAACCGUGUAUUUAUAUGUUCAAAUUGGUCUUCAUUAAGGUCCAAAGGGUCCAAAAUUAAACUUUGUUUGAUUAAACAAAGAAUUGUAUUCAUGGGAUUCUUUGAUAUGCUGAAUCUACACAUGUACUUAAAUUUUUGAUUAUGGGCCCAGUUUUCAAGUUGGUCCAAAUCGGGGUCCAAAAUUAAAGUUUGUUUGAUUUCAACAAAAAUUGAAUAUAUGGGGUUCUUUGAUAUGCUGAAUGUAACCAUGUGAUUAGAUUUUUUAUAUUUAAGCCCCCUUAUUAAAUUGGUCCACAUUGAGUUUUAAAGGGUCCAAAAUUGAACUGUAUUUGAUUUCAUUAAAAAUUAAAUUCUUUGGGUUCUUCGAUAUGCUGAAUCUAACUGCCGGUAUGUAUUUAGAUUUUGAAUAUUGGAUCAUAAUAGGUAAAUGUCGAUUUUAUAAAAAAAAUUUUAGUUCUUAGACCACAUUCAUUCUGUGUCAGAAACCUGUUCUGUGUCAACUAUUUAAUCACAAUCCAAAUUCAGAGCUGUAUCAAGCUUGAAUGUUGUGUCCAUAUUUGCCCCAACUGUUCAGGGUUCAACCUCUGUGGUCGUAUCCAACUUUGCCCUGCGGUGCAUCUAGUUAACUUUUAAUUUGAUUGUCUAUUAUUUAUUGUCACUACACUCAUAAUAUAAACAUGUACUUAAUCAGGAUAAUUUUAUGUUGAUUGUAAUAAACAAAAUGUUAAUUAGAAAUCUCUUAAGAUAAUGAUGGAUCCUCAUGUAUGGGUUGAUCUUUUUAUAUUCCAGUGUUAUGAUAUGAACAAAUGUUAGGGGAGACUUUGACAUAUGUAAAUAUUUAGAUAUUGCUCUUAAAAGAAAAUUUUAUACCAUUAUAAGCAUUUUAUGUCUUUUGUCCUGAAAACUGUAAUAGAUAGACAGUAGCUGUAAAAUAGCAACCAUGCUUUAUUCCUAUCUUUGAAUGAAAACUUUAAUUGAAACCUUACAUGAGUUCUGGACCUUUGAUGGUAAUAGUUGGCAAUUUUUUUUACAACAAUACUGAAUGUGGAAAUUCUAACAUGAGCAAAAUACUCAGAACAAAGAGAUAUAUACUAGAAAAACCAUAACUACCAAAAUUUGUAUUGCAGUUGUUGCCCUUUGAUUGGGAUCUUUCUCUUGAAAAGAAGAAUAUUUAUAUAUACAUAGAGAGAGAAAAUACACAUGCAAACUUAUUAAAACAUGUAAAUUAUUUCAUAUUGCAUUGCUAGAUUAAAUAGAAUAUUUAUGCAAAUUUUUAGAAAAGCAUAUGUGUUAAGUUGUGUGAUUUAACUACACAGAAUAUAAGUGUGAGAAUUUUAUUGGUGCAAUAUAGACUUUUAUUUAGUAUGAGUACUGGCAUUAAAAGUGGACAUAUAACCUAAAUCUCAUCGUAUUCAUAUAUUGACUUUCAAAGGCAAGCUCUACAUACUAAUUUCAUUUUUUCUCUUUUAAUCUUAAUAUUUUCUUUUCAUCUGUAAAAUAUUUUAUUUUAAUACAAUAACAUAUAAAUUGACUGACUUAUAAGUUUUAUAUUGUGUAAGUAACAUUUUUUACAUUACAAAUACUGAAAAGUUGCUAUAACAUUGUUGUAAAAUAUGCAUGUUGAAAAUAAAAAUGUUAGUUUA
This is a messenger RNA of Mytilus trossulus (common blue mussel), 2801 nucleotides long. RefSeq names its product GEL complex subunit OPTI-like. The transcript has 4 exons. NCBI's taxonomy places the organism in Eukaryota, Metazoa, Mollusca, Bivalvia, Mytilida, Mytilidae. Bases 49 to 438 code for a protein of 129 amino acids. The record is from RefSeq and is a predicted model, not a curated record. Gene Ontology annotation, biological process: mitochondrial respirasome assembly.